Neolamprologus brichardi is the source of this 1945-nucleotide messenger RNA. NCBI's taxonomy places the organism in Eukaryota, Metazoa, Chordata, Actinopteri, Cichliformes, Cichlidae. The record is from RefSeq and is a predicted model, not a curated record.
CGUAGCAACAGACUUUACGGAGCCAUAUCCAGAAGAUAGGACUUUAAAUCCAUCUGGUGGCAUUGUAGCAGGUAACAAACAGAAAAUGUUGGGAGAAAACGGGACUUUUGUUAGUGAACAGACUGAAAGCACACGGACAUCUUCACAUGAAGAAUGUGAUACCAGGCACUCAGCAAUGCAGCAGGAGGCUGGGAGCCAAUCAAAAAAGCAACUCCCUGCAGACAUGUACUACAAAUAUGAAGAGCUUCACUCCAGACCGUACAUCACACCCGAUUCUGAAAUCCCAGAGAACCUCCUGCAUCUCUCUCACUCCUUUGGCUAUGACUGUGGACGCAGGGCAAACCUGAAGCUGCUGGAUGACAGAACUCUGAUUUUUAUAGCGGGGAACAUGCUCGUCCUGCUCGAUGUGAACACCAAGGAGCAGAGAUACCUGCGCUCCUGCAGUGGAGGGGGAAUUGGAGCAAUCACGGCCCACCCUGGCAAAGAGUACUUUGUUGUAGCAGAGAAGGGAAAACAGCCCAACAUCAUAGUCUAUGAAUAUCCUUCAUUGGGACCUUACCGCAUCCUCAGAGGUGGUACUGAGCGGGAGUACAGUUUUGUGGAGUUUAACCACAAAGGAAGCAUACUGGCCAGUGUGGGGAGUGAACCUGACUACACGCUGACACUGUGGGACUGGAGGCAGGAGGAGGUGAUACUGAGCUGCAAGGCCAUUUCACAGGAGGUCUAUCGAGUCAGCUUUUCCCCAUAUAACCCAGGAAUCCUCACAACGUCUGGAUUUGGGCACAUCAAGUUUUGGAAAAUGGCAAACACAUUCACAGGUCCUAAAUUACAAGGACUUAUAGGACAUUUUGGGAAAACUGUACCAACUGAUAUCGAGGGCUACGUGGAACUUCCUGAUGGAAAGGUGUUGUCAGGAACAGAUUGGGGCAAUUUGCUGGUGUGGGAUGGGAACACCAUCAAGGUGGAGAUUUGCCGUAAUGAUGGCCGGACCUGUCAUGCAGGGACGGUCCAGCCGUUUUCCCUAGAAGAUGGACAGCUGAUGACGAUUGGCUCUGAUGGUGUUGUCAGGGUUUGGGACUUUGAGAGGAUCAACACAGCUGACAGUAACAGCGACGGCAGUAGAUUUGAGAUGGAGCCUAAUAAUGAGCUGGUGGUCGGACGCAAUGUGUGCCUCUCCUCUGUGGUGAGGGGGAGCUCCCUGCCUCACUCCUUCGUUUGGUUUGCCCAGGAUUCUAAUGGAGCCAUCUGGAAACUGGACCUUUCAUUCACCAACACAAGUCCUGAUCCAGAGUGCCUGUUUUCGUUCCAUGGUGGGAUGAUUCAAGGCCUGGACGUAUCAAAGAAAUCCCACCUGAUGGCAACAACCACUCUGGACUGCUCUGUCAAAGUUUUUGACUUCCUGGCAAAACGAGAACUGACCACCAGACGCUUUAAUCAGGGAGGAACUGCUCUAUGCUGGGCUCCAGCUAAGGUGAGCCAGAGUGGAGGUUUACUGGUGACCGGCUUUGAGAAUGGAGUAGUACGCUUGCUGGAGCUGUACAACCCUCAGAGGCUUCAAACUAUCACAGGACAGAGCCCCGAAGGAGAUGCCGAGCUGCGCCUUAGACAGCCCUUCAAACCACAUGAUGCUGCUGUUACAGCUGUGGCAUAUGAACGAAAUGGAGAGAUCCUGGCCACAGGGAGUGCUGACUGCACUGUGUUCUUCUUCACUGUUGGAGAGAACUACAACCCCAUCGGUUUUAUCCACGUCCCUGGGCCGGUACAGGCGCUGGAGUGGUCACCGCAUUCUCACAACGAUAACAAUCUGGUCAUCCUGUGUCAGAGCGGUCAUGUGGUUGAGGUGCACAGUCCUGAUCUGGCAACUCAGAAACCAACCAACACCUUUCAUCUGUCGGAGCUGCCCAGAAGAUCCUUCAAGUUUAAAAGCAUCAAGUCUCGAAUCAAG